This is a messenger RNA of Penicilliopsis zonata CBS 506.65, 1953 nucleotides long. RefSeq lists its product as hypothetical. The record is from RefSeq and is a predicted model, not a curated record. Gene Ontology annotation, biological process: positive regulation of transcription by RNA polymerase II; DNA-templated transcription. Gene Ontology annotation, cellular component: nucleus. NCBI's taxonomy places the organism in Eukaryota, Fungi, Ascomycota, Eurotiomycetes, Eurotiales, Aspergillaceae. Bases 1 to 1953 code for a protein of 650 amino acids. The transcript has 7 exons. Gene Ontology annotation, molecular function: zinc ion binding; DNA-binding transcription factor activity, RNA polymerase II-specific; sequence-specific DNA binding.
AUGGACAGCUCCUGUCGUGAGUCGCGCAUCAAGAAGCGAUCCUCCAAUGCCUGCCAGCGCUGCCGUCGACAGAAGGUGAAAUGCUCCGGGUAUCAGCCCUGCGAGACAUGCAACAAGCGGAAGCUGCCCUGUAUUUUCGAUGACCGCGUGCAGAAAGUGCUGGUGACUCGGGGUCAUCUCGAGGACCUCUAUCGCCAGAUUGCCCUUCUUGAGCACGGCGAGGCACCAGCAGACCACCAGCCAGUGGCUCACAACGUUGAUGACCAUGCCCCGGGACUUCUAUUUGCUUCUUCUUCAUCACCAGCCGCAGCGGAAGCCGGCGUCGACGAAGACAACGGGGAAGAAGAUGCGAGUUCCAACCUGACAAACCCCCUCUCCACCCGGCCGUCGACCUACAUGGUUGCUGCCAGUGGUAGAUCGUAUUAUCUCGGGACCUCGUCCAACUGGUCGUUUGCCCGUCGGGUGCUGUGCAUGAUGCAUCAGCACGUCCACCACAGCCCGCCAGCAACCGAUCAACUCCUGUUCGACGGUUCGGCGUACGAUCUGGACAUCGAGCCGGGGAUGACCACAGCGCCGUCAUUCGACUACUCGCUGCACUUGCUGCAUGUCGUCGACUUCCACACGGGCCAGCUCUUCCAUCUGUUCGACCACGCAACGUUCAUGGCGGGACUGUACGCCUUCUACCAGGACCCCGAGGCUCACACGGCCGCCCCGAGCCUGUGGUACAUCCAUUACCUGCUCAUCAUGGCGUUUGGCAAGGCCUUUGUUGUCCAGCGUAGCCCCGGGCGGCGGCCCCCGGGCGGCGAGUUCUUCGCCCGCGCCCUGCAGCUGGUGCCAGACAUGCCCCGGCUCUGCCAGGAGCCUAUCCUGGCGACAGAGAUGCUGUGCUGUCUGGCGUUGUAUCUGCAGUCGUUGGACUUUCGCCAUUCAGCAUACAUCUCUAUCGGACAAGCAGUACGCAUCGCCAUGGCACAAGGUAUGCACACGGACAUGCCGGUAGACCAGCUGGGCGAGGCCGAAGUCCAGCGCUGUCGGCGUAUCUGGUGGACGGUGUAUGUGCUGGAUCGCCAGUUGACCUCGUUGAUGGGCCUGCCGCAGUCCAUCCGCGACGACCAGCUCCACGAGCAACUGCCUUGCAUGCCAGACGCCCUCGCGGGCUCGUCUAAAAUCAUCGCACUGUGGAUGCAGAUUCGGAUCUGCCGGAUCAUGGAGGAGAUCAACAGUACUGUUUAUGGCCCCGACGGACGCUUCAACCGCCGAUUCCUGCUCAAGACAAAGAGUACCCUGGCCAGCAUUGUCGAGCUGGCUCACGAUCUAUCCAAGGCGUACGAGCUCCGGCUUGACGAGCCUCGUGUGACGGGUGUCUCACGCCUGGCUGCCCAUCUCCAUCUGCUGCACCACCAGUGCAUCGUCCUGGCCACCAGACCAGUGCUGUGCUGUUUUCUCCAGCUGAAACUGCAAGCUGCCGAUGACCUCAGUUUAGAGAAUUCAUCUGGCAAUGUGCGCAAAUUGAUGCAAGUCUGCCUUGAGUCGGCGCGGCAGAUGCUUACCAUUCUCACCGUCCUGCAACAGCAGAAUCUAUUAGACAGCUUCCUCACAUUCGACCUCGACGCCACCUUCACGUCGGCGGUGGUGCUGACGAUCGCGCAGGCCAUUGAUCCCGCGAUGCUGGACGACUGGCAGGCGUGGACGGCAAAAAGCCACGCCGUGCUCGACGAGAUGAAGUCGCGGGGCAAUCUCAUCGCAGGCUUCCGCAAGGCCGAGUUGCAGAUGCUGGCGCAUCUGGUUGCAGACCUGCAGUCGAGCCCGGACCCGCUCGUGGAGCUGACCAUCCCUGAGGUCGGAAGGGAUCCCGAGGAACUCACCACGGAGCUGAUGGCGGUGGCCGAGUCGAUUGUGACAGGAGACGUAGACUGGAUAGCCAAUACCUUUACUGAGGAUCGGAUGUGGUAA